AUAUUUCAUAGGUGCGUUGGCUAAAACAUCGUUUGGGGUUUUGGUUGCAACAAACUGAAUCAAAGAGAGAGAGUAGAAAUGACCCGAAAACAAACCGGUAUGAAUGUUGUCUGAAAGUUGGGGUCGUCAUGGAUUCAUCGAUGGCUGCCGGCGAAGAGAACAGCGGUAGUAGGAGUUUUGAAAAUCCUCAAGACAUUGGGAGGUGGCUACUGCAGGCGUUGAAGGAGAAUGCUACUGCAAGGAGUGCCAUUCCUGACUUGGAAGAGAAAAAAAAUUCGUCACAUGGAAAGAGGAAAACAGUAUGCAAGGCCUUUACAAAGCCCAUUUAUUUUUUAGACCCAUGGAAUAAUAGGAAUUUGGUGAUUAUGGAGAAGGCUCCAGGAAUAGUUGAUCCUGCCAUGAACAUUAGGAAUCCAAUGAGAAAAUUCAAGCACCUUGCUAGCUUAGAUGCUGUGAAAUUAAGGGAGAUGCGUCCAGAUUAUAUACCGGUGAUCAUGGAGAAGGAUGCAAGGAGUGACGUUCCUGACGUUGACAUGAGGAGAUGUCAUGUCUAUGAUGGUACCCCUCUUAGGGAAUUUGUUCAUUUUCUUCGGGGGCACAUCCACUCUAAAAAACCUAUAUUUGUCUUUUUCAAGAACACUAAGCCUCCCAACAGUGCCUUGAUGUCUGCCAUCCAUGAGGAAAACAAGGAUGAAGAUGGUUUUCUUUAUGUGACCUACAGUGGAGAAAAAAGUUACAUAAAUGAGCACAGCCGUGGUGGGAGUUUUGACUUGGGCGAAAGUUCUUAUAAGCAAGAAAAUCAUCUAGAAAGCAUGCAAGCAGAACAGAACAAUCCAGACCCGAUACCAAUGAUUGUUGAGAAAGCUGCUGAAAAGAGUGACAUGCCUGACAUUCAAGAGAAAAGGUUGGCAGAGAAAAGAAGGAAAAGAGCCUACGUGGACAUAAUGAGAAAUGCGUUUGUGUAUUUAGAACCUUGGAAUUUGAGAUCAUACAAGAUGGCUUUGUCUUCCAGUCCUAGCAUGAGCGAGAACACGAGGAAGUUCUAUUUAGAGAGGUACAAGCAGUUAUAUGGUAAUCUUUCAGAAGAACAACGCACUUGCACGGACGCUAGACAGUUGAGGGAGAAGCGUGCAGAUUAUAUACCAGUGAGUGUGGAGAAGGAUCCAAGGGCAGACAGUGACGUUCCUGACAUUGAUGUAAAAAAAUACCAUGUCCCCCGUCAGAAAACUCUUGGAGAAUUUGUUGAUUUGAUUCAGAUGGAUAUUGCGGUCAGUAAAACAUUCCAUGUGCGUGUCUUCUGCAAGAACACUGAACUUCCUGCCGGUGCCUCGAUGUCUGCAAUUGACGACGAAUUUAAAGAUGGAGAUGGAUUUCUUCGGUUGACGUAUAUCGGAGAAGAGAGAGCAUGUCAAUCUGCCAGUUAACUGUUUUAGGGAAGGAUUUGGCAGUUAGUUUGUUUUUGUGAAUGGUGAUUUAUGUGACCAUCUGAUUGGGCAUGUUUGUUUGUUUGUUUUCUUCACUAUCUAAUUGGGCUCAACGGCCUCUCGCGAUGUCAAACUCGUCAUUCAUAAGAGUAUAAUUUCGUACCUAACACUUGUGAGAGAAAGGAGAGCUUAUAAUAAAAAUAAUACUCUACUAAAUUACCGGAGUAA
Molecule: messenger RNA, 1652 nt
Organism: Pyrus x bretschneideri (Chinese white pear)
Lineage: Eukaryota; Viridiplantae; Streptophyta; Magnoliopsida; Rosales; Rosaceae
Exons: 18
Coding region: 129-1424 (431 amino acids)
Biological process (GO): cellular response to nitrogen starvation
Source: RefSeq, a predicted model, not a curated record